CGGUGCAUGCUAAGUAGGCAUUGCAGGUUCCAGCACCAGCUCCGGCGUCGUCAUCGGAUGGGCCUAUGAUGCCGGAUGAUUCACAGAAGUGUGUGAAUUCACUGCAAACGUCGCUUCUCAGUCGUAACAUCCACAUUCCACAGCCCAAUGCAACAUGCGACACAAUCGUUUGUUUCUACGGGAUUCGACUUCAUCAGAUCACCUCCUUGAGCUGUCCCGCUGUGUUUAAUUUCUUCGCACCACUAAAGGACGAUGGGAAGAAUGGGAUAGCAGCGGGAGAAAGUAGGAGCAACGACAACGACGGUGAUGAGAGAGCGAGGAAGAUGUUUAGCAGGGACUACCAACUCAUGGGGCUGUGGUGGCUGUUGGCGAGGAACAAAAUGGCGUACAUACCAACGGUGUCAGCGGUGCUGAGGGCUAUGAUGUACAGUGCGCACCCUCCACACCAGUCCAAGUGCGCCCCAUUUGCAGAGGGAGUCUCUUGA
This is a messenger RNA of Telopea speciosissima, 485 nucleotides long. RefSeq lists its product as uncharacterized. The transcript is spliced from 2 exons. Lineage: Eukaryota; Viridiplantae; Streptophyta; Magnoliopsida; Proteales; Proteaceae. The record is from RefSeq and is a predicted model, not a curated record. Bases 66 to 485 code for a protein of 139 amino acids.